This is a messenger RNA of Saccoglossus kowalevskii, 2232 nucleotides long. RefSeq names its product E3 ubiquitin-protein ligase RAD18-like. The record is from RefSeq and is a predicted model, not a curated record. Gene Ontology annotation, biological process: protein monoubiquitination; DNA damage tolerance. Gene Ontology annotation, cellular component: nucleus; Rad6-Rad18 complex. Gene Ontology annotation, molecular function: single-stranded DNA binding; ubiquitin protein ligase activity. Lineage: Eukaryota; Metazoa; Hemichordata; Enteropneusta; Harrimaniidae.
UUUGUACAAUGCGCAGGUCAUCACGACGAGUUGACCUUUGACUUAAUGUGCGUAACUUUCGCGCCAACUUGAAACAGCUGAGAAGGUCGUUUCGAUUCCAAUACAUUUUCACAGUUUUCGGCACAAUGAUGUCAACAAAUUCUGAAAAGCUUGAUUUGCCGCAAAGUUUACCAGAGUUAAAGGCAAUUGAUGACUCUUUGCGAUGUGAAAUAUGUUUUGAGUAUUUCACGACUGCUCUGAUUCUGCCAACAUGCUCACACAAUUAUUGCUCACUUUGUAUCAGGAGAUUUAUGAAUUAUAAAAGUCAAUGUCCCACAUGUCAGACGCCUGUCUUGGAACCAGAACUCCGAAAUAAUAGGGUACUGGACAAUCUUGUGAAAAACUACUUGUCUAUUAGACCCAAGCUGUUGAGAUCACUUUCAGAUUCCAAUACACCUCCUGUUAUUAGCUCGGAACAUAAUGAUGAUGGCGCGAUCAUUGUUAACAACAGAGAUGACAAAAGCCCAAAUGCCAUCAAGUGUGCCUUCAAAAAAGUGAAAAGUCCCAAGACGGAGAAAUCGAAAAAACCUAGCAGUCAUGUGGAGAGCACACCACAACCUGGAACUUCAACUGAUAGUGGGAAAGUCAAUGAAGACGUUACAAUACUCAAAAGCUUUCCCAGUCCUGCGAAUCAAAGUAGAGUGACAAGCAGUUUGCCUAAAGCUAACUGCCCAGUGUGUGGGGUCACGUUACUUGAAAAGAACAUCAAUGCUCACCUUGACUUGUGUUUAAACAGCGAUCCAAAAAAGUCAGCUCUUAGAAGCUCAGCGCCCAAGAGAAAAACGCUGCCUAAACUUGUGUACAACCUCAUGUCUGAUAAGGAUCUCAAGAAGAAAUUGAAAGAGUACAAUCUCUCUGUGCAAGGAAGCAGACAGGUUCUUAUCAAGAGGAUCCAAGAAUUCACUUUACUUUACAAUUCACAAUGUGACUCAGAAAAUCCUAAAUCAGCUGCCGCUAUUGCCAAGGAUGUUGAGAAGAAUGAGAAGAUGAAAACACAGUUAGCGCACAAAGAAUCAAUCAAACAAGCGAAGCUGGUAUUUGACAAAGGUGAAUCUGAGGAAGAACAGGAAAAGAAAAAAGAAAAGUAUAUGAAAACUCACAAAUCACAGUACGAUCAGCUGAUUAAUGAAGUGAAAAAAAGGAUGGGAACCCGAAGAACAAAAAAGGCAAAUCAAGCGGAAAUGGAAGAUUCAGGCGAUAAAAAUAUGGAAUCUGCAACAACCUCACAGUCAGAUGCAGUUCCAUCCACAUCGUCAACCUCCAUGGAAACUGAAAUAAGCAAUAGCGGUGACACUCCAGUUGCUAUGGAUACGCAAUCCUCUGAAUCAUCGCUUGCUACAAACAGAAUUAACGAGUCAGAAUUUGACAUAGCAGAAAAAUGUGUGUCAAGUAAAGAUGAACUGAAAUUUAUUGAUUCAAUUUCAGCUGAAAAUGUGAACAGCGAUUCAGACUUUGCUGUAGAUGCUACAGCCAGUGAUGGGAAUUCUACUAGAAAAAAAUCCAAAAGGCCAGUCGGUAGACCAAAGAAACAUCAGAAAUCACACUCUGCCGUGCAUCAGAAAGAAAAACAAAAACUUUCUGAACCAGAGGUUGCACCAGAAGAGAAGCAGUGCAUUGUGGAUGAACAAAGUGAUGAGGAGCAGCUUUCACCAAGCAUAUUCAGUGAUCCGAUGCCAGAAAUGAAACAAUCCACGUCACCAGGAUCUAGUCCAAUAUUUGGGAAUCAACCACAGACAGAUAAACGAGAAAGUCGGUCGCCGUCAUCUACACCGUCACUGGGAUUUGGACCGCUUGAGUCAAGUGAAUUUGGCAGCAAUUCAGAAACCAUGUUAGACGAUGAUAUGGGGAAGAUUUUACAAACCUUGGAAAGCCCUACCACAGUGCCGAAAAGAUCACUUCGUAAAAGAAAGCAGGAAUCCAUGGCAAGUCCAGAUUACUCUACUGGUGAAAACUGUAGUUCCAGUGAAGUUGAAACCACGAAACGAAAAAGAAAAGCACCCAGAAAAUAACAAUAAUAUUUUUUUUUAUUUCUGGUUUUUAAUUUUACCAAGAAACAUUGCUUACUUGAAUACACUAGGUAUUCAUAGAGAAAAAAAAAUGUUUUUUGUAGUAUAUUGGUAGGUAUAGUUUGCUUCCCUGCUUUGUAAAUGAACAUGUGUGUUGAUGUCACAUGACUGCCUUUGCAACUUUUAC